CCUGAGAACACUGACUUCACAGGCUCUACACAACAAGGCUCAAUAUGGAUUCUUUUCAUGCAUUUUCUCUUUAAUAAUAGAAUAAAUGAAAUUCUCUUUAUUUACUCAGCAUGGCAUACAUACUAAAGACACUCAACAGCUGGUUCUGGUGGGAGAACAUCUGGAUGCCCAUCAACUGCACAUGGGCAGAUUUUGUGGACCGUGAUGGACUUGUCUUUCCCAAACCACAUCAGUUGUAUGUCACAAUCCCAUAUGCUUUUGUGUUGCUCAUCAUCAGAUUCUUCAGUGAAAGAUAUGUUGCUAUACCUCUAGCAAAAGCCUUGGGUAUAAAGAAUGUAAGACGUGUGAAGCCACAGCCUAAUCCCGUGUUAGAGAGUUAUUUCCGGGAGUGCUCAAGACAUCCAUCCCAAUCAGAUAUCAAAGGCCUUGCCAAAAAGUGCAACUGCACCGUCCACUUGGUGGAGAAAUGGUUCAGGAGACGGAGGAACCUUGAGAUCCCAACAGUGCUCCAGAAAUUCAAGGAAGCUUUCUGGCGAUUUUCAUUCUAUCUGACAUCCUCCAUUGUUGGAUUUAUAUUUCUGUAUGAUAAACCCUGGUUUUACGACAUAUGGCAGACGUGGGUUGGUUAUCCAUUUCAGGUGAGCUUUUUGGCAUCGGGCCAGUGGCCUCCAGGUAUUUCCCCAAUGGAAGGGGUAAUCCACAGCAGCCUUCCCUCCACACGGGCACCACCUAAAGAGACCCUGCUGCCAUCCCAGUACUGGUAUUACAUGGCCGAGAUCGGGUUUUACUGGUCUCUCAUAUUUACCCUUGGGAUUGAUAUCAAACGAAAGGAUUUUACGGCUCACGUCGUUCAUCACCUGGCAGCCAUCGGGUUGAUGAGCGGCUCUUGGUGUGGCAAUUACGUGCGGCUUGGAACUCUGGUGAUCUUCGUGCACGACACUGCAGAUUUCUGGCUCGAGGCAGCCAAAAUGUUUAAUUAUGCUCGCUGGGAGAAAACCUGCAACAUGCUGUUUAUCAUCUUUUCUAUUGCAUUCUUCAUCACCAGGAUGAUCCUGUUGCCCUUCUGGAUUCUUCGUGCCACACUCUAUCAGCCUACCUACUACUCCACAACUCCUGUCAUAGCAUAUUUUUUAUUCAAUGGGAUGCUAUUAAUCCUCCAAGGCCUGCAUUUAUAUUGGGGUUACUUAAUUUUCAAGAUUUUGAAAAGGUUCGUUUUCUUAAAGGACUUGAAAGAUGAUCGGAGUGAUGAAGAGGAGGAAGAUUCUGUUACAGACACUGAAGAGGAGUCCACAAAGAGUGGCAACAAGAACGGCAGUGGGUCAGGCAAACACCUCCUAAGCAGCAGUCACCACUAG
This is a messenger RNA of Sturnus vulgaris (Common starling), 1355 nucleotides long. The record is from RefSeq and is a predicted model, not a curated record. Lineage: Eukaryota; Metazoa; Chordata; Aves; Passeriformes; Sturnidae.